UGUCAAUCGGCUAUAACAUUUCCUUCCCUCUCUGAUCGCUUGUCUGUCAAUUUGUCUGUCUUUGUUAAACAAAAUACUUAUUUCUGUAAUUAUGAACAUAUUUUACUUUUAUAAAAGGCAGGUAGAGAGAUGGCACUGCGGAGAGCUACCGUAGUGUCCAUCAUUUUCGCACUAUGUGGAUGCCUCGGCGGGGAUGUAACGACAACACAGGCCGCAGAUGUGACUGCAGAUAUGACUACAAAUGUGACUACACAGACAACUGAUCAAACUCCUGAUCAAAUAACACACCAAACAACAGAUGUGACAAUAGAAGCAACAGAUCUUACAAAAGUUCAAAGAACAGAUCAAACAACAGAUCAAACAACAGAUGUGACUACAGAUCAGACAACAGAUGUGACUACAGAUCAGACAACAGAUGUGACUACACAGGCAGCUGAUCAAACAACAGAUGUGACUACACAGGCAACUGAUCAAACAACAGAUGUGACUACACAAGCAACAGAUCAAACAACAGAUGCAACUACAGAUCAAACAACAGAUGUGACUACAGGUCAGACAGCAGAUGUGACUACACAGGCAACAGAUCAAACAACAGAUCUGACAAAAGAUCAAACAACAGAUCAAACAACAGAUGUGACAAUAGAAGCAACAGAUCAAACAACAGAUGCAACAACAGAUCUUACAAGAGUUCAAACAACAGGUCAAACAACAGAACAAACAACAGAUGUGACUACAGAUCAGACAACAGAUGUGACUACACAGGCAACUGAUCACACAACAGAUGUGACCACAGAUCAGACAAAAGAUGUGAUUACACAGGCAACUGAUCAAACAACAGAUGUGACUACACAAGCAACAGAUCAAACAACAGAUGCAACUACAGAUCAAACAACAGAUGUGACUACAGGUCAGACAGCAGAUGUGACUACACAGGCAACAGAUCAAACAACAGAUCUGACAAAAGAUCAAACAACAGAUCAAACAACAGAUGUGACAAUAGAAGCAACAGAUCAAACAACAGAUGUGACUACAGAUCAGACAACAGAUGUGACUACACAAGCAGCUGAUCAAACAACAGAUGUGACUACACAGGCAACUGAUCAAACAACAGAUGUGACUACACAGGCAACUGAUCAAACAACAGAUGUGACUACAGAUCAGACAACAGAUGUGACUACACAAGCAACAGAUCAAACAACAGAUGUGACUACAGAUCAGACAACAGAUGUGACAACACAGGCAACUGAUCAAACACCAGGUCAAACAACAAAUCAAACCACAGAUCGAACAGCAGAUCAAACCACAAAUCGAACAACAGAUCAAACAACAGAUGUGACUACAGAGACAACAGAUCAAACAACAGAUCUAACAACAGAUCAAACAACAGAU
Messenger RNA from Aplysia californica (California sea hare), 1389 nucleotides. RefSeq names its product papilin. Lineage: Eukaryota; Metazoa; Mollusca; Gastropoda; Aplysiida; Aplysiidae. The record is from RefSeq and is a predicted model, not a curated record. The annotation marks the transcript as partial. The transcript has 4 exons.